This is a messenger RNA of Microdochium trichocladiopsis, 870 nucleotides long. Its product is annotated as S-adenosyl-L-methionine-dependent methyltransferase. The annotation marks the transcript as partial. Gene Ontology annotation, biological process: ubiquinone biosynthetic process. Gene Ontology annotation, molecular function: 2-methoxy-6-polyprenyl-1,4-benzoquinol methyltransferase activity. The record is from RefSeq and is a predicted model, not a curated record. NCBI's taxonomy places the organism in Eukaryota, Fungi, Ascomycota, Sordariomycetes, Xylariales, Microdochiaceae. The transcript is spliced from 2 exons.
UCAACACCACGGUCACUGCACACCUCGAGCGAUGGCGACAGCAGCAGCACUUUCACGACCGUCUCACCAGACGAGGUCUCACAUUUCAACGCCCUCGCCUCCUCGUGGUGGGACCCCCACGGCCCCUCGCGCAUCCUGCACCUCAUGAACCCGCUCCGCCACGACUUUAUCCGCUCCAUCCGCGCCUCCCACCCAAAACAAGGACUCAAGUACCUCGACAUCGGCUGCGGCGGCGGCAUCUUCGCCGAGUCCGCCGCCCGCCUGCCCACCACCCACUCCGUCACGGCGAUCGACCCGACGCCGCAAGUGCUCGCCAUCGCGCAGGCCCACGCGAGGCGCGACCCGGUUCUCAGCCCGGCCACGAGCCCGGGCAGGCUCAACUACAUCAACACUUCGAUCGAGCACCUGCCCGUCCCGGAGGCGCCCGACCAGGCCUACGACAUCGUGUCGGUGUUCGAGGUCCUCGAGCACGUCAACCAGCCCGCCGAGUUCCUGGACCGGUGCACGCCCUUUGUCAAGCCGGGGGGCUGGCUCGUCAUGAGCACCAUCGCGAGGACGUGGAUGUCGUGGUUCACGACCAACUUCAUGGCCGAGGACGUUCUAAGGAUCGUGCCCAAGGGCACGCAUGACUGGAACAAGUACAUCAACGAGUACGAGCUGCGGCAGCAUUUUGCCGAGCCCGCCGCCGGGGCCGCCGACGCCGCCGCAGGCACAGAGGCUAAUGCGGCUGGUGUUGUGACGGGAGAUGGCGCACGAGCUACGUGGGAGGCGCCGAGGUGUAUGGGUGUGAUAUAUGUUCCUGGCGUGGGCUGGCGCGAGGUCGCAGGCAGUGAGAAAGUCGGCAACUACUUCUUUGCCGUGCGGCGGUCA